AUGAACACGGUGGGUUUGCUCGAUGGAGCAGCAAUAACAUGUACGAAUAACUAUGCAAGUGACGUGAACCCACCAUCGUGCUGCACUGAAGAUCCAACAAAUGUUGGAAAGUGUGGAGAUGCCGAUGGCCCACCCGGAGUAUUCGGGGAAUGUGAGCAUGUGUGCUCUGGCGAAUUGUGCUGGCAGGCUUCAAACCACGAUAUUAUUCCAAACCUGAUGGACAGUGCGUACUCUGUGCAGUCUAGAUCGAGAUCACGUGAAAGGCCAUCAUACGAAGCAAAGCGAUCCCCACUUAGUUUGGUUUUUAGUCAGGCCAAAUCGACGGAGUCCGUUUAUUUGGACGAAACGCCUAAACUGAGAAGGGGAAUGGCAUUUAUGGAGUUCGAAGAUGGAGAUUGUGAACCUGACCACUAUUUGAAAACCCAUGUGGUGCGGUGGAAUGCACCUGAUUGCGGAUUGGGUGAUAAGAAACUGGACAGCAAUUCGAAUGAACGAGGGACCGGUCGAUCGGUUCUUCACUGGCGAGUGCGCAAAAACCGUGUGUUAAAGCAGAACCCAUUCUCGCGCUUCUCCAAAAAAAUCUUCAUGCCCUCGUCCAUCGCACGAGCCGAACCCCAAAAGACCGAGAUGGAGGCAGUAAAUGGCGCAAACGCGUUCCCUUAUAAACAUGCUGAAGAGUUAGCGAUGGAACAUCUGCCCAGUGGUGAUUUGUUUCAUCAAUUCGGGUUCGUAAACAGCACUAGCCGAGCAUUAAACCCAGUUGGAAGGCACGUUUAA
Molecule: messenger RNA, 777 nt
Organism: Dicrocoelium dendriticum
Lineage: Eukaryota; Metazoa; Platyhelminthes; Trematoda; Plagiorchiida; Dicrocoeliidae
Source: the annotation of a GenBank genome assembly